AUGGCGAAAUGUGACCGUACAUUCCUUGAUGAAAGCGGCGAUGUUCUCUUUAUGCUUCUUUCCCCCAGGCUAACUUCCCAGUCUUUCUAUCUCUCCACGGAUUUGUUGCAAUUGCUCUGA
This is a messenger RNA of Chondrus crispus (carragheen), 120 nucleotides long. RefSeq lists its product as hypothetical. NCBI's taxonomy places the organism in Eukaryota, Rhodophyta, Florideophyceae, Gigartinales, Gigartinaceae. The record is from RefSeq and is a predicted model, not a curated record. Bases 1 to 120 code for a protein of 39 amino acids. The transcript has a single exon.